This is a messenger RNA of Gongylonema pulchrum, 381 nucleotides long. The record is from the annotation of a GenBank genome assembly. Lineage: Eukaryota; Metazoa; Nematoda; Chromadorea; Rhabditida; Gongylonematidae.
AUGCUGUCGAAGACGAAAUCUGCGUCCAGUUUUGUGAAAAUUGCUUAUCCGAAUAGAGUUGCUCCUGAAAAUCUGCACUCUGUUCUACAGCCAUUUGCAAAAAUUGACUCCAAACAGGAUUUGUUAUCGGCUGAAGUGGCGCAUUUGCGGGAAGAAUCUGCGUUCACGCCUCGUACUGUAUAUGAUUUGGAUUCUUUACUGCUGAACGCAGCGCAGCAGCCAUCUUCAGCCACACUUACGAACGAUGACCGAGAUCGGUAUGCGUGCAUUUUGGACGUCUUACAACUUGAAAAACUGUUCGGUAUUGACUGUUUGAGAAUACUGGGUCGCAGCUGUGGCGUUGCUGCUGUGAGUGGUCGGGUGCAGCUACCCCAAAAUUAG